CAGAAUGACUCGUGAAGGAGACUGUCGCUAAUCGUAUCAAUGGUUCGAUAAAGGAGGGAAAAGCGAACCUGUGGAGGAGAAGCGUGUUCAAAGUGACGGACCGCGGACCUCUCGCGGUGUGUGAGAGUGUGUUCGUGUGUGUGUGUGUCGUUGACAGGUGUGUGUUGAUGUGUGUGAGCGCUCUCAUGCUGGAUCAUGAACGUUAGCCGGAACCUGGUUCUGCUCCUGGGCCGCAGGGCCGGUCCCCUCGGGGCCCCGCCGCGGCCCCCCGGGGCCCCCGGACCCCCCCUGGGCCUCAGCGGACCGGGCAGUCUGCAGGCGUGGAGGAGUUUCCGCCGCAGCCCGGUUUGCUCCAAGAUCCCCGCCGAGUUCGCCGGGAAGCAGGAGGACAAGUCGCUGGUCGCCCACGACGACCUGUUCGAGCGGGCGUCCCGGGACGUCCGCACCAAGGCGGCCUUUGGCCGGGCCGUGGACGUCUUCCUGAAGCGGGACAUCCGGCGCCGCGGACACGUGGAGUUCAUCUACGCCGCGCUGAAGAGGAUGCCGGAGUUCGGCGUGGAGCGGGACCUGGACGUCUACAACCGGCUGCUGGACGUCUUCCCCAAGGAGGUCUUCGUCCCGAGGAACUUCAUCCAGAGGAUGUUCAACCACUUCCCCCGGCAGCAGGAGUGCGGCGUCCAGGUCCUGGAGCAGAUGGAGAACUACGGGGUCCUGCCCAACGUGCAGACCAAGGUGCUGCUGGUGCAGGUGUUCGGGGAGAAGAGCCACCCCUUCAGGAAGUACCAGCGCCUCAUGUACUGGUUCCCCCGCUUCCGCCACGUCAACCCGUUCCCCGUGCCCUGCCAGCUGCCCGCCGACCCGGUGGACCUGGCCCGCCUCAGCCUGGCCCGCAUCGCCAACGACCGGGACGCCAGGGUGACGGUCUACCAGCUUCCUGCGACUGAACCCAGCGAGAGCGGCGCCGAGCGGACGCUGCCUCACAUCGUCGGGGUCCAGAGCCCGGCCCAGAUGGAGCUGCUGUCCAGACACGACCCGCGGCGCCCGGUCUUCGUGGAGGGCCCGUUCCCCCUCUGGCUCCGGACCACCUGCGUGCAGUACUACGUCCUCCGGGCGGACCCCGUCCCCCAGGAGCUCAGGGUGGAGGAGCCGUACGACCCGGAGCGCUGCCUGGACUACCCCCUGCAGCUGGACCUGGACCUGGACCGGGACCUCGGGGACGACGAGAGCUUCGACGUGGAGGACGUGGACGAGGGUCCGGUCUACGCCAUGUGCAUGGCGGGCCAGGGAGACCAGGCCACCCUGAACCAGUGGAUCAGCGGCCUGCAGGAGCAGAACCCCGUCCUGGGCCGGGUCCCCACGCUGUUCCGCCUGCAGGCCGGGUCCCGGGAGCUGCAGGCGGAGCCGGACCGGGUCCGCCGCCCCCCUCCGGACGAGCCGACGGCGGAGCCGGGGGUCCCGGUGGAGGAGGAGGAGGAGGAGGAGGCGGAGCCCCGGAGGAGCCGGGGCCUGAAGCAGUGAGCCGGACGGAGACUCAGAGACUCAGUAGUCAGACUGCUGCACCUGGUCUGGACCCGGGGACACGGUCUGGACCAGAUCAGGACCUGAACUGUGAGAUCAGUGAGCGUUUGCCUGUUAAACCUGUUAGAUGAGCGGGUGGAAGAACAAAACCGUCUGGCUUCAGCGAACUCUGCGAUAAGAAGCUGAAGGAAGAGUGGGUCUGAUGUCUGGUUUCAGCUCCUGAAGCUCAGGCUGGUCCAGAACGGUCCAGAACGGUCCAGAACGGUCCAGGGUCGCCUCCGCAGCACCAGGCGGACUCCGCAAUAAA
Salarias fasciatus (jewelled blenny) is the source of this 1825-nucleotide messenger RNA. RefSeq names its product ECSIT signaling integrator (gene ecsit). Lineage: Eukaryota; Metazoa; Chordata; Actinopteri; Blenniiformes; Blenniidae. The record is from RefSeq and is a predicted model, not a curated record. Gene Ontology annotation, cellular component: mitochondrion. Gene Ontology annotation, biological process: innate immune response; cell surface receptor protein serine/threonine kinase signaling pathway. The transcript is spliced from 7 exons. The coding region runs from base 196 to 1518 and encodes 440 amino acids.